Molecule: messenger RNA, 1887 nt
Organism: Salpingoeca rosetta
Lineage: Eukaryota; Choanoflagellata; Craspedida; Salpingoecidae
Product: RuvB-like helicase 1
Exons: 12
Coding region: 167-1534 (455 amino acids)
Biological process (GO): regulation of transcription by RNA polymerase II; box C/D snoRNP assembly; chromatin remodeling
Cellular component (GO): R2TP complex; Ino80 complex; NuA4 histone acetyltransferase complex
Molecular function (GO): DNA helicase activity; ATP binding; ATP hydrolysis activity
Source: RefSeq, a predicted model, not a curated record
GCACAACCGAAAAUGACCUGAAAGCAUUACCAUUUUUCUGUUGCCAGCAACAGCCACGAAGGCCACCAAACACACACGGAUACACGGAUACACAGCAACCAACCAGAGAAAGUAAAGGCAGCCGCCAGCCAGUGACCACCGCCACGCUACAGCCACACCGCCAGCAAUGAAGAUUGAGACAGUCGAGAGUGCCACGCGCCCACAGCGCAUCGCUCCCCACAGCCACGUCAAGGGUCUUGGCAUUGGCGACGAUGGCAAGGCACUCCCUGUGGGAGCUGGUCUCGUUGGCCAGGACCAGGCGCGUGAGGCCGCCUCCAUUGUCGUGGACCUGAUCAAGGCAAAGAAGAUGGCUGGUCGCGCCGUGCUGUUUGCUGGCCCACCUGGCACCGGCAAGACUGCGCUUGCACUUGCCAUCAGCUCAGAGCUUGGCCCCAAGGUGCCAUUCUGCCCAAUGGUUGGCAGCGAGGUGUACUCUGCCGAGGUCAAGCCCACAGAGGUGUUGAUGGAGAACUUCCGCCGCGCCAUUGGUCUCCGCAUCAAGGAGAUCAAGGAGGUCUACGAGGGCGAGGUGACGGAACUGACACCCGAGGAGACGGAGGACACGCUUGGCGGUUACGGCAAGACCAUCAGCCACGUCAUCAUCGGCCUCAAGACCCGCAAGGGAACAAAGCAGCUGCGACUGGACCCGACGAUCUACGAGAGCCUGCAGAAGGAGAAGGUUGAGGUCGGCGACGUGAUCUACAUUGAGGCGAACACGGGCGCCGUCAAGCGCGUCGGCCGCUCAGACACUUUUGCAACAGAGUUUGACCUCGAGGCCGAGGAGUAUGUGCCUGUGCCGAGCGGGGACGUGCACAAGAAGAAGGAGAUUAUCCAGGACGUGACGCUGCACGACCUGGACAUGGCCAACGCGCGGCCGCAGGGCGGGCAGGACAUUGUUUCCGUCAUGGGCACCCUCAUGAAGCCAAAGAAGACCGAGAUUACAGAGAAGCUCCGCAAGGAAAUCAACAAGGUUGUGAACAAGUACAUUGACCAGGGCGUGGCCGAGCUCGUGCCGGGCGUCCUCUUCAUCGACGAGGUGCACAUGCUGAACCUGGAGUGCUUCACGUAUCUCAACCGGGCGCUGGAGUCGACGCUGUCGCCGAUUGUCAUCUUCGCCACCAACCGCGGCCACUGCACCAUCCGCGGGACGGAGAUCCAGUCCCCACACGGCAUUCCGCUCGACCUUCUCGACCGCAUCAUGAUCAUCAAGCUCACGCCAUACGGCACCGAGGACAUGCAGCAGAUUCUCAAGAUCCGCGCGGAGAUUGAGGGCAUUCCGAUUGACGAUGACUCGCUCUCGCAGCUCGCCAUCCUCGGCACGAAGACCACCCUCAGAUAUGUGGUGCAGCUGCUCACGCCAUCCUUCCUCCUCGCCAAGAUUAACGGGCGAGAAUCUGUGUCGACGACGGAGAUUGAGGAGAUCAACGAGCUGUUUAUGGACGCCAAGACGUCGGCCAAGGUCCUCAUGGCGCAGACAGACAAGUUCCUCAAGUAACCACCGCACCGCCAGGGUGCUGUGAUGCCACUUGAUGGUGGAUUUGUGUUUCCUUCAAGUAAUCGGGUGUUGUGUUGCUGCCUGUCGCUGGUGUUGUGUCCGUUUGUGUGUGCGGUGUAGUGUCGCAACGUCUGUCGUUUGUUAAUUCGUGGCUGAGUGGUUGGAGUCGCUUGUGUCAUGUCAAUUCACCACUGCGCUGCACACAUGCAAGCGUGGCGGGUUGUGGCUGUUGUUUCUGUUUCGUUUCUGUGCUGUUUGCGUGUGUCUGUGUGUUUGUGUGGACGUAGGGGACACACAGUGGUGCGCUGAAAAGAAGCGAAGUACUGUUUCAUUAAACAGCAAACUUUACGAGA